Messenger RNA from Otolemur garnettii (small-eared galago), 1014 nucleotides. RefSeq names its product phospholipase B1, membrane-associated-like. The record is from RefSeq and is a predicted model, not a curated record. The coding region runs from base 166 to 1014 and encodes 282 amino acids. Gene Ontology annotation, molecular function: glycerophospholipase activity. The transcript has 14 exons. NCBI's taxonomy places the organism in Eukaryota, Metazoa, Chordata, Mammalia, Primates, Galagidae. Gene Ontology annotation, biological process: phospholipid metabolic process.
AGAGGGCCCAUUCCGGAGCAGAGUUGCAGUGCAGUGCGGAUGCAGGGACGUCCCUAGCUGGUGCGCUAUCGGAACACAGAGGAGCAUAAAAGCAGAAGGAAGCGCCCUAGCCCAUCCAUCUGCCGCCGUUUCUUCCAGAGGCCCAAGAGCCUGGAGCAUUCUGGCAUGGGGCUGCAACCGGGAACUUUCCUCCUGGGGCUGGUGCUGCUUCUGGGGCAAGGGACUAAUCAGAGCCAUACCUGUCCUGGAAAAAACAUGCUGGAAGGGCAGCGGUGGCCAGAGUUGAAGACGCUGAAGAAUUUUCCAUUCCCAUGCAACCCAAAGAAGCUAGGAUUGAAUAUGCCGUCUAAGUCAGUUCACUCUCUGAAGCCUUCUGAUAUUAAAUUUGUGGCAGCCAUUGGCAACCUGGAACCUCCUCCAGACCCAGAGUUGGUUGACCUGGAGAAGCAAAAAUGGACUGAGAAGAGGCCGCAGCAGACGUGCAUGGAAGCGAUGACAGUCCUUUCAGACAUCAUCCAGCAUUUCAACCCUUCUGUCCUGACGCCCAUGUGUCCUGGGGAAAGGGCUGUAGCCCACCAUGGUGCUGAAGACUUAUGGAUUCAGGCUCAAGAACUGGUGAGAAGCAUGAAGGAGAACCCACAACUUGACUUUCAACUUGACUGGAAGCUCAUCAACGUGUUUUUCAGCAACGCAAGCCAGUGUUUCCUGUGUCCCUCUGCUCAACAGGUCCCCAAAGCCUUUGUAAACCUGGUGGAUCUCUCCGAGGUGGCAAAGAUCUCUCACUGGCUGCAGGGGACUCAGCUCAGCCCCACACCAGAGUCCUGCAAUUGCCCAGAGGAGACCUCCAAGCUGGCUAAGGUCAUAAAGCAGUGGUCCUACCAGGAAGCCUGGGAGAGCCUCCUGGCCUCCAGCAAGUUCAGCCAGCAGGAGUUCUUCACCGUGGUUUUCCAGCCGUUCUUCUAUGAAAUCACCCUGUCACCAUCCUUGGUGAACCAGCCCAGUUCAGCCCCCUGA